AUGUCUGCGGAAGCUGCGAACGCGUUCAUCCGAGAGGUCUGGGGCCUGCAAGGUGCCGCGUACCUUGUUGUUGGGCUUCGGUACUACAGCCGGCUCUCGACUCUGGGAUGGAGGAAGUUUGCGUGGGACGACUUCCUGAUGGGAGUGGCAGUUUUGGUGUAUACCGCCGAGUCCGUUGCGGCAUAUUUUGUUGUUGCAUAUUGGAAAGGAGUCGCCAACAAUGGCAUGACAGAUGAAGAACGAGCCGCGCUAAGUUCAACGUCGGAAGAGUACAUGUUGCGAGUAAAUGGCUCAAAGACACAUGUCAUUGGACUGUUACUUUACACAACUCUGUUGUGGCUGUUGAAAGGAUGCUGGGUUAUCUACUACUCCCGUCUGACCGACGGCGUGCAUAAGAUGAGGCGCAUCAUCUUCUGGGCCUAUAUCAUCAUGCCCGUUACCUUUGUCUCCUGUCUACUUGUCGCUUUCUUCAAGUGUAUUCCCUUUGAUCAUCAAUGGCAGAUCAAUCCCAACCCUGGCAACCAGUGCAUGCCAGCUAUCUCCUUUAUCCAAACAAUCUUCGUCAUGGCCAUGAACACGGCUACCGACUUUUACCUCAUGGCGAUUCCGCUUCCCAUGGUGUGGAAGUCCCACCUGCCGUGGAGAAAGAAGGUCACCUUGUUGAUCAUGUUCAGCGGUGGUUUCCUCGAAAUGGCCUUCGGCAUUCUGCGUUGCGUCUCCAUCCUCACCGCCGGUGAAACAGACAGCGCGCAGUCGGGCUACUGGUCCGUCAGAGAGUCUUUCGUGUCCGUCGUGUUGACCAACAUGCCGAUGGUGUACCCCCUCUUCAAGACCGUCAUCGACAAGAGCCGCAACGCAAGCACCAACAAGAGUGGUGCUAUGGGCGACAGCCAGGGCUACAGACUGGGCAGCUACCCUGGGAAGAAAGGGCCGUCCAGCCAUCCUCUUUCCAUCCCGGACGAGACGAAGUGGGGGUCGAAGGAGCAUAUUGUCGCCAACUCGGCUGAGAAGGGCGCUAGUUCGGGGGGCGAGGAAGCCUCGAUCGACUCGGGCAAGCAGCCAUCCAGCCCCUAUCUGCCUCACACCGACGCCGAGGUGGCGGCGGAUAGCGGGAACAACGCGAUGAGGUCGAGGAAGCACGAGCAGAACAAGAUCGUGGUGACUACGGAGUACAAAAUCUCAAGGGCGACCCCUGAGCCGCACAUGUAUCACAUGCCUCACAGGUCUUCACGGCAGGAUUUCCACUAG
Colletotrichum gloeosporioides is the source of this 1248-nucleotide messenger RNA. RefSeq lists its product as uncharacterized. NCBI's taxonomy places the organism in Eukaryota, Fungi, Ascomycota, Sordariomycetes, Glomerellales, Glomerellaceae. The transcript has 4 exons. The record is from RefSeq and is a predicted model, not a curated record. The coding region runs from base 1 to 1248 and encodes 415 amino acids.